Molecule: messenger RNA, 126 nt
Organism: Racocetra persica
Lineage: Eukaryota; Fungi; Glomeromycota; Glomeromycetes; Diversisporales; Gigasporaceae
Source: the annotation of a GenBank genome assembly
AAAAAGACAAAGAUAAUAAUGAUAAUAAAAUUGAAAUUGAUGAUGAAAAUAGUAGUGAAAAUGAUAAUGAAAAUAAUAAUAAGAAUAUUAUAUUGGUAAAUACUAGUAAUACAAAUAGACAUAAAG